Nerophis lumbriciformis (worm pipefish) is the source of this 1073-nucleotide messenger RNA. It is a transcript of the gene zcchc9, whose product is annotated as zinc finger, CCHC domain containing 9. NCBI's taxonomy places the organism in Eukaryota, Metazoa, Chordata, Actinopteri, Syngnathiformes, Syngnathidae. Gene Ontology annotation, molecular function: zinc ion binding; nucleic acid binding. Gene Ontology annotation, cellular component: nucleolus. The record is from RefSeq and is a predicted model, not a curated record.
CCGCUUCAUUUGAAAGCACAGGGCGGCGCUAGUGCGCAUUAUCCCCGUGUUAGACUGCGCUUCAAGCAGAGAAGAAGAAAACUCCACUUCCGGGAAAACAUACACAUGGAAAAUUAACUUCACCAGAUACACUUUGUGAGGAGGAUCAGCCAUGACGAGGUGGGCAAGAGCCAACAACAUCCACAAGAACAAGCCUGCAGAGGCGACUCCGUGGGGUCAGCUGAAGGCAAAAGAAGGUUCCAAAGAAGAACCUCAGAGGAGCCACGUCAGAGGAACUCAGCCUGGCGGCUCCGCAGUGAAGAAGCCAAACAAAAAGAAGAAGGACUACACCAACGAGGACGUAAACGGUUUCCUGGAUUAUUUGCACCAGAGUGGACAGCGGCUGCCUGAAGGAGACGGACAGGAGCUGAGGGAGGAGGUGGAGGUGGCGUUGAAGAAAGACAGGAGGAGAGAAGACAGGAGGUUGAAGAGGCAGAACGACAAGAAGAAUAAAAUGCUGUGCUUCAACUGCAGGAAGCCAGGUCACGGCCUGGCGGACUGUCCCGAGGCCGAGCGGGACCAGGAAAUGGGUCGAGGCAUCUGUUACCGCUGCGGCUCCACCGAGCACGAGAUCCAGAGGUGCAGAGCUAAAGUGGACCCGGCUGUCGGUGACUACCCGUACGCCAAGUGCUUCAUCUGCGGUCAGACGGGACAUCUGUCACGGUCCUGCCCCGACAACCCCAGAGGAGUCUACCCUCAAGGAGGAAGUUGUCGAGAGUGUGGGUCAGUGGAACAUUUCCAGAAGGACUGUCCAGAACAUCAGGCCUCAAGUCACUCCCUGACGUUGGGUUGGUUGUCCAACAACAUGAGUGCAGACCAUGAGGAGGUUCAUGUCCCGGUGAAGAAAAGCAAACCCAAGCAGACCAAAGUGGUGGUCUUCUGAUGACUCAGAUCUACAGCUCACCUGACACAUUCUUGACUCUUCCAUGAACUUCAGUCCUUUUUAGUACCUUUUCCAAUAAAACAUGGCUUCUGCAAUUUACAGAUUACAAUAAUCUAUUGUAAUAUGUCUCUAUAAAGAUUUCUGACCUUGA